Culex quinquefasciatus (southern house mosquito) is the source of this 584-nucleotide messenger RNA. RefSeq names its product general odorant-binding protein 83a. NCBI's taxonomy places the organism in Eukaryota, Metazoa, Arthropoda, Insecta, Diptera, Culicidae. Gene Ontology annotation, molecular function: odorant binding. The transcript is spliced from 2 exons. Bases 53 to 493 code for a protein of 146 amino acids. The record is from RefSeq and is a predicted model, not a curated record. Gene Ontology annotation, biological process: sensory perception of smell.
ACCUCGCUGUUUGAGUGCUUUCUGAGCUGGAAAACUUUUUCAAAACCGAGCAAUGAUCAUACUCAGUAUGGGGUUGCUAAUUUUGGACUUGAUGUUCACGCUGGCUGGAGACUUACCGCCACCGAGAAGAGACGCCGACUAUCCACCGGCGUAUGCACUUGAAUUUAUGCAGCAGCCCCACCGGGAGUGCGUGGCCGAGACCGGCGUUAGUGAGGCUGCCAUUAAACGGUUCAGUGAUGUGGAAAUUUUUGACGACGAUGAAAAGCUCAAGUGCUAUAUGGGCUGUCUGUUUGUGAAGGCCGGCGUUUCGGAUGGCAACGGGGAUCUGCACCUGGGCAAGGUGUUGGAGCUGAUACCGAAGGAGUUCGAAGAUAUUGCGCUGAAGAUGGGAAGCAGAUGCCUGAAGCCGAAAGGGAAAACUCCGUGCGAACGAGCGUUUUGGUUCAACAAAUGCUGGAAAUUGGCCGAUCCAGUGCACUACUAUCUUGCGUGAUGACCAUCAUUUACAGGAAAUCGUCUCUCUCGCACCAAUUACGCAGUGUGUGUUUUACCUAGAAACCAAUAAACAGCAAACCUAUUCGCUA